Messenger RNA from Sceloporus undulatus (fence lizard), 1433 nucleotides. RefSeq names its product Rab9 effector protein with kelch motifs (gene RABEPK). The transcript has 7 exons. Lineage: Eukaryota; Metazoa; Chordata; Lepidosauria; Squamata; Phrynosomatidae. The record is from RefSeq and is a predicted model, not a curated record. Gene Ontology annotation, molecular function: protein binding. Bases 44 to 1138 code for a protein of 364 amino acids.
ACUGCUCUAGGCCCCGCCCCUUCCCCUUCCUCAAUCUGCACCAAUGGGGCCGGAUGGCAGGCCUCUGCGGGAGCUGAAACCUAGAAACCACCCGGAAAGGUCGAGCUGGUACUCCUUUGUUCCUUUUGGGGAGAGUCCUUGCGCCCGUGUGGGCCAUGCGUCUUUUUACCUGCCUUCUCUGGAACCAAGCAGCCAGAAAGGAAACGUCGUCGUUGUUGGAGGAGCCAACCCAAAUGGCAGUUUCUCUGACUCUCAUAUCAUCAGUCUGGACUCUCACAGCUGGAUGACCCCGAAGUGGCCAGGCCUUUUGCCCCGAUAUGAACAUGCUGCCUUCAUUCCCACAAGUCAACCCACCAGGCUCUGGGUUUAUGGAGGAGCCAGUGAAACUGGGAACAGGAAUUGUGUGCAGGUUUUGAACCUACAAUCCGAAACAUGGGAGAAGCCUGAAGUAACUGGUACUCCUCCGUCCCCUCGCACAUAUCAUACUUCCACAGCAGCCAUUGGGGACCGGUUAUAUGUCUUCGGAGGAGGCGAUAAAGGGGUGGACCCUGUUCAAGAUCAGCAGCUUCAUAUAUUUGACUCAGCCACACUGACAUGGCUACAACCGGAGGUUCGUGGCCAGCCUCCAUCACCGCGGCACGGCCAUGCUGUGGUGGCUGUCGAGAACAGACUCUUCAUACAUGGCGGCUUGGCUGGCGAUACCUUUUACAAUGACCUGUUCUCCAUUGAUAUAACUGACCUGAAAUGGGAGACCUUGCCGGCCACUGGAUGUGUUCCUGGAGGACGGGCGGCCCACUCAGCCAUGGCUUUUCGGGGCCAUCUAUACAUCUUUGGUGGAAUGGACCCAACGGGAGCAUUAGACACAAUGUACAAAUAUCAUAUCGAAAAGAGCCACUGGACACAGCUGGAGUUCAAGACUGCUUUGCCCCCUGGACGCCUGGACCAUUCGAUGUGCAUCAUCCCAUGGGAAGCAUCUCCUGCCAGCGAAGGAGCCGAUAGAGGUGAGGCUGGAGGGAAGGAAGCCGCCAAAGGCUCACAACGGCAGGAGGACUGCCUGACCUAUUUGUGCUUAAUAUUUGGGGGAAUGGAUAUCAAAGGGGAGAUUUACAAGGACUGUGUUGUCAGCGUACUUGAAUGAUUUUUAAAAUGGUUUCAUUUAAACAGUGCCAUUCAGGACAAUGUAAACUCAAACUGCUCGCCUCCCCCAUCCAAACUUCGCACCAUCAAUCUGCAUUUUGUAUUGAAAGUGCUACAAAGUGUAAAUAUUCGUGCGUAUUUCUGCUUGGUUCAGUUUCAGAUUGUAGUGCAGGUUGAGCCUCCCUUAUCCGAAAUGCUCAGGACCAGAGAUGUUUUGGAUUUGGGGUACUUAUUUAUUUUUGCAUUUUGGAAUAUCUGUGUUUGCAUAUAUGCACAUAAAUUAUAUUGGAGAUGGA